GUUCUCACGAGUCAUAAGCAUAGCUCAUCGCCAUCGACGUUCCCAAAGGCUCCCUCUUUGUUCAUGACCUUUGGAGUUAAUUCCAUUGCACGAGCUGAAUAAACCCUCAAUCGUCAUCCUAUUGCCACCAUUGACGCAAUCAGCAGCUCGAACUUCAAGCUUCAUUUCAUGGUGCAUCUCUCCUCUUUUCUAUGAACUGCUAAUGAAACAAUGAAGCUCGCUGCGGUCUCUUUCUCUCGGGCUGGAGCGUCUCAAAGGCUUCUUCAUGGAGGUUCCUCUUUCAAUCGAUUUCCGCGCGUUGCUUCAUUUGCAGCUCGCCAAGUUGACGCAUUCAGCUCAACUUCUCUUUUGGUCUGUGGGUUGUGCAGAACGCUCCAUCAUAGUAAUUCUUCAGUCGAAACUGCCAUCAUGUCAACAAUGAACAACACCUCCAUUUCUAGAAUUUGCUGUAGACAUUCUAGAAUGAAUGCAAGACUGUUAAGACGGAAGCAUGGAAGUGGUUCAAGAACCUUUUCAACAUGUGCCUCGCCGUCUAGCUCCAUAACCAACCCUCUAGUCAUCCGUUUACCCUCAGCUUUGAUUCUGGCUUCCCAGGUCACCCCAUCGGAUGCCCCUCAGCGUUCGGAAGAAUGGUUUGCACUACGGAGAGACAGGCUGACAACAAGCACAUUCAGCACAGCUUUAGGCUUCUGGAAAGGAAAUCGUCGGUUUGAGCUAUGGCACGAGAAAGUAUUCCCUCCAGAGAUUCAAAAACCAGAAGCACCACAGCAAAAUGCCAUGGAAUGGGGUGUGCUCAAUGAAGCAAAUGCCAUCGAUCGGUAUAAAAGCAUCACGGGCCGAGAUGUAAGCCUGUUGGGAUUCGCAACUCACUCGGAACAGCAAUUUGAUUGGCUCGGGGCCUCCCCAGACGGCCUACUGGGAUGCUUUCAAGGUGGUGGGAUCCUGGAAGUAAAAUGUCCAUACAACAAGGGAAAGCCUGAGAAGGGACUGCCCUGGUCAACCAUGCCUUUCUAUUACAUGCCACAGGUACAGGGUCAAAUGGAGAUAAUGGACAGAGAAUGGGCGGAUUUAUACUGCUGGACACCAAAUGGAAGCACAAUAUUUCGGGUAUGUAGGGAGCGUGGUUAUUGGGAUUUGAUACGUGAAAUGUUGAGGGAAUUUUGGUGGGAAAAUGUUGUUCCUGCAAGGGAGGCUUUGUUGUUGGGAAGAGAGGAACAGGUGAAAUCAUAUAAGCCGACGUCCACUCACAAGCAGACUGGACUAGCAAUUGCUAAGAGCAUUAAAUUGGCAAGCGAGGCCAAAUUGUUGUGUAGGGAGAUUGCUGGGCAUAUUGAAUUUUACCGAUGAUUAUUGGUUUCGAUGUAUUUGGCUGUUUUUGUCUCGGAAUUACAUUUCCCCACAUAUUUGUUCCAUAAUUUCCAGAUUGAUACUAUUUGAUUGACUAUACAAUAUACAUUUCAUUUUGAAACUAAAAGAAAAGCCAGAGUAAAAAAUCUA
This is a messenger RNA of Benincasa hispida (wax gourd), 1497 nucleotides long. RefSeq names its product Restriction endonuclease, type II-like superfamily protein. The record is from RefSeq and is a predicted model, not a curated record. NCBI's taxonomy places the organism in Eukaryota, Viridiplantae, Streptophyta, Magnoliopsida, Cucurbitales, Cucurbitaceae.